Messenger RNA from Chenopodium quinoa (quinoa), 417 nucleotides. RefSeq lists its product as uncharacterized. NCBI's taxonomy places the organism in Eukaryota, Viridiplantae, Streptophyta, Magnoliopsida, Caryophyllales, Amaranthaceae. Bases 1 to 417 code for a protein of 138 amino acids. The transcript has a single exon. The record is from RefSeq and is a predicted model, not a curated record.
AUGUCAUCCGAUGAAAGCUCCAACUCUUCUAAUUCCUCUUCUAAUUCCUCUACUAGUUCAGAACAUAGCCAAAACCAACGAUAUGAAAGACGAAGGCAAGCCAUCGUCUCAUUGAUGGAUGAAGUUCUUAUGUCCACUCCAAUUGAAAUGUAUAAAAUGUUAAAUCAAGUUCCAAGGGCACCCAGAAUCCCUGUUCCAAGGGAUCGUGAGGAUGGACACAAUCGUUUAUGGAAUGACUACAUUUCUGACCCUCUUGUGUUCCAUUCACACUUAUUUCGUCGAAGAUUUUGCAUGAACAAACAUAUCUUUCUCCGUAUAAAGCAAACUUUAGAAGAGCGUCAUCUCUUCUUUCAGCAAAGACAAGAUGCUACAGGAAGAUUUAGUGCCUUUGCAUUGCAAAAAUGCACAGCUGUAUGA